Tetrahymena thermophila SB210 is the source of this 324-nucleotide messenger RNA. RefSeq lists its product as hypothetical. The record is from RefSeq and is a predicted model, not a curated record. Lineage: Eukaryota; Ciliophora; Oligohymenophorea; Hymenostomatida; Tetrahymenidae. The transcript is spliced from 4 exons.
AUGCUUCAGCUUAAUCCGAGUUAUAAUUUUAAUGAUCUCUUGAUCACUCAAGGUUAAACAUAUAAAAAUAGUCUUUUAAUUGCAGAUCCUCAUUACAGAGUACUUUCAAUAACUAAUAUGAUAAGUUCACCUAAUAAUAUUGCAAUUAAAUCUGCUCAAAUAAUUAUUCAAGAAUGUCUACCAGGUUGUGCUGAGUGUUCAAAUAGCAACGAAUGUACAAAAUGCCUGCCAAGAAAUCUUCUUAAAUUGGGUAACUAGUGCAUAACUUAAUGCGGGGAUGUUGUAUUGCUUUUGAUUCAUCUAAAAGCAAUUGCUAAUCUUUGA